Podospora anserina S mat+ is the source of this 558-nucleotide messenger RNA. RefSeq lists its product as uncharacterized. The coding region runs from base 1 to 558 and encodes 185 amino acids. The transcript has a single exon. The record is from RefSeq and is a predicted model, not a curated record. NCBI's taxonomy places the organism in Eukaryota, Fungi, Ascomycota, Sordariomycetes, Sordariales, Podosporaceae.
AUGCCCAUCCCUUGUCAUUUUCAACAUCUGUGGUUAUACCAGUCUGCGGUAUACUCAGUCAUUAUGAUUUUCGCGACGUUACUGAUAAUUUCCUCUUUGUUAUCCCAGACCACCUCAGCGUCGUCACCACCCCCCAUAGCAAACCUCACCUACGCCGCCUUCUCCGGCCUCACCCUCCCAAACUCCGUCAACCAGUUCCUCGGCCUGCCCUACGCCCAGCCCCCAAUUGGACCCUUCCGCUGGCGGUCCCCCUCCCCUCCUCUUCCUUCCUCGUCAGGAUCAGGCCCAAUACCAGCCACCGAGUUCAAACCCAUCUGUCUUGGGACGGGGGUGGCAUACCCGACUCCGGGGCAGUCGGAAGACUGUCUUUAUGCCAAUAUUUGGGCUCCGGCGAAUGCAACGAGUGAGAGCAGGUUGCCGGUGUGGGUUUUUAUUCAGGGAGGGGGGUAUAAUGCUUUGUCGAAUUACAACUGGAAUGGGAGUGAGGUUGCCCAGAGGAGCGGGCAAAGCGAUGUGGGAGGAGAAAAACUAAUGAAUAUGCAGAAGUAUAAAGAAUAA